AGCACACUUCGCUCUUCAGUAGCACCACGGCUCUCAGGACAGGCGCAUGGGGUGCGCGUUCCUUUAUUCCAGCCAGCCGCUUAAACUGUGAUAUACCGGCCUUACAAUUUAAUAAUAAAAUACCACAAUAAAAUACUAGUAGUGUCCUCUGUCAUAAAUAUUAUUAUAUUACAGUGUUAUUAGGAUUCUGUAAAGUCCAGUUUAUUAUGCAAUGCGUCUGAAAAUUUUGUGCGGUGUCCGUGAAUGAACUGUAGAAAUCUGUUGCUCAGUGAAUUUACGAGUGCGGUUUGUGGUGAACUUAAAAUUUAAAUGUACGUUUAUAGUACUUAAAAUUAAUGAACAAUGGAGUCUAAAGUAGUUCUUAAGGAAAAGAAUCCAAAUGAAAAUGCGAAUUUCAUUUCGAGAAUAUUUCUGUGUUGGAGUUUUCCCCUAUUCAAGAGAGGAUACAAACAGGGUUUAUCCGUAGACGACCUCUUCCAAGCCAGAGACAAGGAUCGGUCGGGGCGGCUAGGGGACAGACUGGAGGAAGCGUGGAACAGGGAACUGCAGACGGCCAAAGAGAAUGGCACAAAACCGUCGCUAUCCAAAGCGAUAGUCAGAUGUUUUUGGCUGGAGUAUAUGGUGUGUGGAUUAUUCAUAGGAUUGCUAUUCAUUGUUUUAUGGCCUUUGAUACCAUACACACUAGCCAUAUUUAUAGGAUACUUCUCAGAGGAAAAAACAAGUGAAAGCUACACAAGAGCACACAUAUUUAACUUUGCGAUGAAUUUAUUGUCUAUAACGACGUCAUUGAUGUUAAACCAUCUCCAGUUAAGCCAAGGAGUGAUAGGUAUGAGAGUGAGGAUCGCCAGCUGUUCCAUCAUGUACAGAAAGAUAUUAAAGCUGAACCGGGUCGGCAUGAGCAAGACGCAGCCUGGUCAGGUGAUCAACCUCAUGUCUAACGACGUUAGCCGGUUCGACCUGGCGGCACUGUUCCUGCACUACAUCUGGGUGAUGCCCAUCGUGGUGCCCGUCGUCUCCUACCUCAUAUGGCAGAAGAUCGCCUGGGCCACCCUCGCCGCCAUCGCCGUCAUAUUCAUACAGGCCUACGUUAUACAAGCAUAUUUAAGUAAUCGUCAAGGAGUCCUCAGAGGGAAGAUAGCUAAACGUACAGACGAGAGAGUCAAGGUCAUGAGUGAACUAGUCAAUGGAGUGCAAGUUAUCAAAAUGUACGCCUGGGAGAAACCUUUUGAAAAGCUAGUAGACAAACUAAGAAAAUACGAGGUUAAGUUUAUCCUAAAGACAUCGCUGAUAAAGGGUUUUACUUCGGCGCUGAGCGUGUUUACGGAGAGGUUCAUUCUUUUCACCGCCGUAGUGACGUACGUGCUGCUUGGUGGUGAAAUAAGAGCUGACAUCGCAUUCUCCUUGGUGCAAUACUAUAACCUGCUGCAGCUGGCCUGCAACAUCUUCUUCCCGUUGGCGCUGGCGUUCUUGGCCGAGUCUAAAGUCUCUAUUAGACGUUUAGAGGAAUUCCUCUCUCUGGAAGAACUUGACCACCCUGAGCCGAUAGCGAACGGCAGUUCCAAAAAUAUCACAAACGGCAUAGACAAGGAGAAGAGCGAGAUUAUCAAGCCGAAGUCGACGGGACUAGUUCUGUCUAGUGUCUCAGCAAGCUGGCAACAGAACUCCAUCGUGGAUACAUUAAGAAAUAUAUCGUUUACGGCGAAGCCUGGCGAGUUUGUGGGAGUUGCUGGCUUGGUCGGAUCUGGCAAGUCGUCACUUCUGCAAGUCAUUUUGGGCGAGCUCCAGCCUUCCAAAGGAACGGUGUCGCUCGGUGGAGCCACCGUAGCCUACGCCAGCCAAGAGCCUUGGCUGUUCGUGGCGACAGUCCGACAGAAUAUACUGUUCGGUCUACCGUACGACAAACUGCGAUACAAGAAGGUGGUUACAGCUUGUGCAUUACUGCGUGACUUCGAACAGCUGCCAGCCGGGGACUCAACCCUGGUGGGGGAAAGGGGCAUCAGUCUCAGUGGCGGACAGAGGGCUCGUAUCGGCCUGGCACGGGCGUGCUAUCGACAAGCCGACAUAUACCUCCUGGACGACCCGCUGUCGGCGGUGGACACGCACGUGGGCAAGCAACUGGUGUCGGAGUGCGUCAACGGCCUGCUGCGGCACUCCACCCGCGUGCUGGUCACGCACCAGCUGCACCACCUCAAGACCGCUGACAAAGUCGUCAUACUCAGAAAUGGCGAGGUUGAGUCGCAAGGAACUUUUGAGGAAAUGUCGAAGUUGCCACUAUUUGAGGAAUUACUUGAAGAAGCGGAAACCCCCUCAGGACAAGAGGGCGAGGAAUUACCCCUGAAGAUUAACCGAAGCAUGUCUAUAGCGUCCCAUGCCAGUGUAAGCACCGUCGCCGAUGGUGCACUCGGACAGUCCGGCUUACAAGAAGACCAGGAAGAAACUGCGGAACUUACUGCCUCGGGUCGUGUGUCGUCCGCUGUAUACAUGAAGUACUUCCGUGCCGGUGCCAAUUGGUUCCUUAUGUUGUCUACCAUAGUAUUUAUUUUGUUGGCUCAAAUCGUGACGUCUAUGAGUGAUCUUUGGCUGACAUUCUGGAUGAACAAAGUCGAGGCGACUUAUGAAAACAAAAGCGGUGUUUUGAACUCGACAAACGUAAUUCCUCUCUCGACUGUAAACCAUACUGAGACUGAGACAAUUACACCGAACUCAACAGUGAUCGGAACCAUAGUAAAGACUGCAUUAACAGCUAUUUCUCUAGGGAACAGUGAUUCGGUGGAACAUCCAUUUUAUAUUAUUGUUUGGGGCAUUUUAAUUUUUGGUUGCAUUCUUCUGACAACGACAAGAUCAAUGCUGUUCUUGUGGGUAUGCAUGAGAAGUUCAAUAAAACUUCACAACACAAUGUUUAGUAACAUUCUGUCGGCAACGAUGAGAUUUUUCGACACUAAUCCGUCUGGUCGCAUUCUGAACAGAUUCUCCAAAGACAUGGGAGUGGUAGACGAAAUCCUACCUAGGAUGUACUUAGACAGUAUUCAGGUUUUCAUGGUGAUGAUGGGUAUUUUAGUGAUGGUGGCGAUUGUAAAUCCAUACAUGGUACUGACAACUUUAUUCUGUGGGAUACUCAUGUACCUUUGGACUAUCGUAUACUUGACUACGGCACAAGCAAUAAAAAGAGUGGAGGGCGUAUCCCGUUCCCCGGUGUUCUCUCACGUGUCGGCAAGUAUGGCGGGUCUGACCACGGUGCGGGCGUGCGGCGCGCAGGACCUACUGCGGAUACAGUUCGACGACAAACAGGACGUGCACACUUCUGCCUGGUACCUAACUUUAAUCACAAACACAACAUUCGCUGUGUGGUUGAGUUUGAUAUCGGCAUCGUAUGUUAUCGUCGUUUCAUACACAUUCCUCCUACAAGAUGAUGGCUCAACAAACGCAGGAAGCGUAGGCUUAGCUCUCAGUCAAGGGUUGAUUCUUGUGAACAUGGUGCAGUACGGUAUCAAACAGACCACAGAGGUGAUUUCUCAGAUGACCAGCGUGGAGCGUGUCGUGCAAUUCACGUCCUUACCGCAAGAGAAUACGGAUGGCCCAGCGCCGCCUAAGGACUGGCCGCAACGCGCCAGACUCGUCUUUAAAGACCUCUUCCUCAGAUACGAUAAGGAAGCUGACCCCGUACUUAAGGACCUCAACAUUGUGAUUGAGAGUGGAUGGAAGGUGGGAGUGGUAGGACGGACGGGCGCGGGCAAGUCAUCGCUCAUAUCUGCGCUGUUCCGCCUGGCACCGAUUGAUGGCCAUGUGUACAUUGAUGACGUUGAUACUGGAGACAUCGCUCUUAAGGAACUGCGGUCGAAAAUUUCCAUCAUUCCGCAAGAGCCCGUGCUGUUUUCGGCUAGUUUGCGAUACAAUUUGGACCCUUUCGACAAGUACACCGAUGCGGAAAUUUGGCAAGCGUUAGAACAGGUGGAGCUAAAGAGUCACGUGACCGCGCUAACAUCCGCCGUAGAGUCUGGGGGUACAAACUUUAGCGCCGGACAGAGACAACUGCUGUGUCUGGCGCGCGCGGCGCUCGCACGAAACCGUCUGCUGGUACUCGACGAGGCCACCGCUAAUGUGGAUCCCAACACGGACACACUGAUCCAAAAGUCGAUUCGGAAAUACUUCUCCGACUGCACCGUCCUCACAGUUGCCCACAGACUGCACACCGUCGCCGACUCCGACAGAGUUGUUGUAAUGGAAGCUGGUCGUAUUGUCGAGUGCGGUCACCCCCACGACCUGCUGCAGAACGAAACGGGACACUUCACGCGCAUGGUGCAACAGCUGGGUCACGCCUCCGAGCAGAGCCUCCGGGAGACCGCCCACAAGGCGUACUUAGAACACAUCAAAUACGUCGACGCAGACGACCAACAGCAAACAUAGUACUUAGAACAUACUGAAAAUUUUCAUAUACUUAAUAUUUAAAAAAACUGCUUCGCGAUGCGAUAAUGUUGUGUGAUAGGUAUUUUAGGGUAAGUAUGUCAAAGGCAAAAAGCUAGCUUUUGUAUACUCGUAUUAGUUACCCAUAUUAGAAAGGAUACUUAAGGUAUAUUUUCAUACCAAAACUACAUAGUUACCUAGUUUUCGAAAAAUAACAUUUACAGAUUUUUUUGCACAUUCAAAAUGUACUUAGGUGCAUUAAGUACUUAAGAGAACUUAAAUUAAUAUUACUUAUGACUUAUGAGACUGUCAACCUUGCCCUUGCUCGUGUUUCAUUACUUACACAAAUUUUACUUGUUAUAAUAUUCUAAAAUAUAAAUAAUUACUUUUAAGUAACAUAAUAUUAUUUAAGUGAUUCCAUUAAACAUAAAAUGAUGGAAUACUGUAAUAUAAAAUUGUUAAAACAUGUUGAAUGUUUAAAGUAAGUGCCUCAUAUGUGUUAUACCUACAAUAAUUAUACUUACAAUAAAUAAUUAUAACUAGCUGUCCCGACACAGGUUGUUUUUUUGAACCCAUAAUAUUGUAAACGGUAAGAAAUUUUCCUUAGUUUCCUAUCAAAAUUAUUAGCUUUUCUACUUGUAGCAAAAAUAAUAAUUAAAACUAUUUUCUGAAAAAUGUUAUAUCAUAAAACAUAGAGUUCUUAAUAUUAAAUAUUUGGUGCUGCAUAUUUGCAUUUUUUAUUUGAUAUUUUAUACUUAUUAUAUUUUUAAAGGUUUGGGAUUUAAUACCGUACCAUCCACUUUCAAAAUAAUGAGCUGGGUAUGAUAUGCUCCUCCUUCUUUAAGCAUAAAAUACUUGAUGUACAAGUAACUAGCAUAUUAAAUUUUAAAUUAUAAUAUAGUUUAUUUUUAAACUUGAAUAUAAAGUGUUGUGGCCAGUACUUUAUUAAAACUAUAUGUUACUAAUAGAAAAGUUACUGUAUGUAUGUGCUAUACAAUGUUUUUUCUUGUCUAAUCAGCUUUCCAUCAUAUGGAACAAGAUCAAACCAUUAUAAUUAUAGCAUGUCCAUUGUGUCCACAUAUAAUUAGGAAGAGGCAA
Aricia agestis (brown argus) is the source of this 5499-nucleotide messenger RNA. RefSeq names its product ATP-binding cassette sub-family C member 4-like. Gene Ontology annotation, biological process: transmembrane transport. NCBI's taxonomy places the organism in Eukaryota, Metazoa, Arthropoda, Insecta, Lepidoptera, Lycaenidae. The coding region runs from base 343 to 4404 and encodes 1353 amino acids. Gene Ontology annotation, molecular function: ATP binding; ABC-type transporter activity; ATP hydrolysis activity. The transcript is spliced from 24 exons. Gene Ontology annotation, cellular component: membrane. The record is from RefSeq and is a predicted model, not a curated record.